GCUCUCCUCGGGAAGAUGGCGGAUGGCGGGAUCUCCCUGAAGGGGCUGCGGGCCCAGCUCGUUGCUGCAGCCCAAGCCCAAGCAGAUGAAAGAAGAAGCCAAAGUGUAACUAGUCCUGUCUCCUCUGACCCACCACCAGUAGUUGCAAAGGCACCAACGAAACCAGUAAUAGAUGGGUCUACUUUAAAGACUGUGGAAAGACAGAGGCUAGCCAAGGAACGGCGAGAAGAGAGGGAAAAGGAAAUCGCUGCAAGAGAAUUUCAAUUGCUAGAAAAAGAAAAGAAAGCACGACUUCAAUAUGAGAAACAAGUGGAAGAACGUCAAAGGAAGCUGGAAGAACAAAGGCAGAAGGAGCAGCAGAAGAGAGUUGCAGUGGAAGAGAAACGGAGGCAAAAGCAGGAAGAGGAAAAGGAGCACUAUGAAGCUGUAAUGCGACGCACCUUAGAACGGAGCCAGCGCUUGGAACAAAGGCAAAAAAGAUGGUCCUGGGGAGGAGCUCUAACAACUGAAAAGGAAAGCUCAAAUGGUGUUCCUGAACAUUCCUUAACUCCACCUUUAAAUUUGUCUGACUGCCCCCCUCCUUCCUCAGACUCUCAGGCUUCCACUGAAGAUGGUUCUGCUGUAGACAAACGUUCUACAUCCACUGCCAACCUCAUGAAACAGACACAGCCAGAGAUGAGCAAGCGUCUGUCUUCAUCCUCAACAACACUCCUAAACUCUCCUGACAAAAGUACAGCGGAUAAGAAGAGAAGCUCUUCAUUGAAUAGAUUGGCUAGUAACUCUCGUUCAUCUUCUCAAUCAGACAAGAAGGAAGAUCUGCAAGCUCGGCGUUCCCAGAACAAUCCCCUGGAGAGUAAUAUAAUCAGCCGUCUGCUGACCCCCACACAGUCCUCUUUAGCUAGGAGCAAGAGUGCUGCUGCUUUAUCAGAAGCUGGACAAAGUUCUGCAGAGUCUCAUCUCUGUCCUCGUUCAGCUUCAGCUAGACCUGUCAAUCCCCCCGUCAACCCCCCCAACAAGCCUCUGCGUAGCCGCAGCACUGACCGACAGAACUCAAUGCCUGAAGCCACAGCCAAAGACACGACAUCAAUUGAGGCCGUACAGAAACAAAUUAAGGAAAAACGUCCUUCAUCUCCUGCUUCAACAAGCCGUAGGCGCUCACCCUCACCAAAUUUGGCAAAGAGACCCUCAUGGCCUGCAAGCACAGGCACUCCAAGAUCCUCAUCGCCAGCCACAGGGGCUAGAAGACCAUCACCAUCACCAUCACCAUCGACCACAGCCACUCAGAGACCCUCAUCACCAGCCACAGUGACUAGGAGACCGCCAUCUCCAUCGAGCACAGGGGCUAAGAGACCCCCAUCGCCAUCAAGCACAGCGACAAAGAGAUCACCGUCACCUUCAACAGUCAAAUCAAGUCCAAAGAACCGCCCACCUUCUCCCAGCAGAUUCAAGCAGCACCCUCCAUCCCCCCCAUCCAUCCAAAAGCCUCUGCCCAUCCACCGACUCCCAGGUGCUUCCAUUACUGUGAGUGCCACCAAAAAGAAGAUUGAGAAGGAGGGAAAGCCAAAGCCAAAACCAGAAGUUGCGGGUCCGGAACACGAAAUCGGGCAGAUGUCGGAAAAAGAGCCCUCGACAACAACAUCGAGCAAAACCAAAGAUUCUGAGCAGAAACCAGGGACCACAUCUGCUGAGGAAGCUGCCAAAAUCUUGGCUGAGAACAGGCGUCUGGCACGUGAACAAAAGGAGCGUGAGGAGCAGGAGAAACUUCUGCUAGAAGAAGCUGAGAGGUGCAUGAAAGAAGAGCUGAAAAAGAAAGAAGCUGAAGAGGGCAUUCGCAGGGAAGAAGCAGCGCGUAUGGAAGAAGAAGAGAGAAAACUUGCAGAAGAGGAGAAUCAAAGAAAAACUGAAGAGGAAAGGAUUUGUAGAGAGCAAGAAGAGAAAGAACGUUUAGCAGAUCUGCAACUCCAGAGAGAAGAGGCCGAGGCAAAAGCUUUGGAAGAAGCUGAACGGCAGAGACUGGAACGAGAACGAAUCACGCAGCAGAAUCAGAAGGAACGUCUCGAGAGAAAGAAGAGAAUAGCAGAGAUUAUGAAGAGAACACGGAUGCCUGGCCAAGGUGAAUCAAAGGGGGCUGGAAGGUCAGAUAGUGGUGUGGCUGAAGAAAGUAGUGAGGAUGAACCCAGGAACGAGGAUGCGGAUGAAGUGGAUAGCACAGAUGGAAUUGAUGAGCUUCAAGAUAAUGUACAAGAAUGUGCCGAGUGGUCAGAUGAAGCUGUAGUAGAUGAGGUAACUGAGCUGAAUGGUGUUGACGAGACGAAUAACAUCAGGGACUGUUUGAACAAAGACCAGGCCGUGGAUGUAAGCUGCAUGCCAAAGGAAGACCGUGUUGUAUCAGAACUUUUACAUCUAAAUGAACAGGAUCAAAGUGUUGGCCAUCGGAAUGGAAAAGCGAGUACAUGGAUCUUUGAGGAUUAUAUUGACCUUGAUGUUUGUUCAAAGAACACCAAAUUAGCUGUCACUCCUUGUGGUGCUGAUGACUGUAACCAAAACUUGAUUGAUAUUGCUGGCAUUCCCGAGAGUCAUAUCAUUGCACUUGAAGAGAAUGGAGCAGUGACAUCCUUGACCAAACCCAUUGAGGAAACAUCAGGACUCUAAAUGGCUUGGAUUCCGAACGUCACUUGUGAUUGCACUUGCAUAUUCAGUAUUUUUACUAAGUGCUGAAGGCCUUGUUACAUGAAGCUGCUUCUAUGGAAUUUCCUCAUUUUUUCCAGAAGAAUUAACAAGACCAUAACAAAGGUGGCAUAUGAAGUGUCACCAAGGAUGCUAGUUUGCACCGUUCAAAGUUUCAGGGGCUUAUUCCUUGACUGCAUUGUGCUUUCUCUCAACAGCUGACAGUUCUUUUGAUUUUUAUGAUCUGUUUUUGACAGUGAGUGUAAUCAGUUAAGUUUCAUUCCUUAUUCUGUGUAUUGCCUCAUUAGAUAUUUGGACCAGCUUUAUUUUCACAUUAACUGAGUUUAGCUGUCAUUUCCAUUCUGCCUCGUGUGUACAUGCCAGGUAAAUGGUUCCAUCCCUCGAACUGCAGGUUAAGGAGUGCCUAUGGGCAUGUCAGUGUUUGCAGUUAAAUUGUCCCAGUCCUAUUUGGUCCUUUUUUUAAGAAAUUGUUACAAUAAACCAGCUGCCUACAAGAAGUGGUGGAGCUAAAGACAGAAAAACUGUUUAAUUAUGAUUCUGAGUUGUGAAAUGCAUUUCAUUUGAAUUGCAAAAUCAGACUUGUUUGUAAUGCAUGUUCGAUUUUGUGAUCUUUAAAGUGCUAAUAAUGCUCUGGCAGGAGGCUUUGUGCUUGUGGUAGAGCAUACUAGCUAAAAGAAGCACUCAGCCAAUUCCCCACCUCUCACUCUGGCCAUUAUUCUGCUUCUCUGGCUCUUCCUCUCUCUCACACGCGUGCUCUUUCUCUCUCUCUCUCUCUUUCUCUCCCUCUCUCUCUCUUUCUCUCUCUCUUUCUCCCUCUCUCUCUCUUU
Molecule: messenger RNA, 3515 nt
Organism: Carcharodon carcharias (great white shark)
Lineage: Eukaryota; Metazoa; Chordata; Chondrichthyes; Lamniformes; Lamnidae
Gene: map7d3
Product: MAP7 domain containing 3
Exons: 20
Coding region: 16-2652 (878 amino acids)
Biological process (GO): microtubule cytoskeleton organization
Cellular component (GO): microtubule cytoskeleton
Source: RefSeq, a predicted model, not a curated record